CAGUUUCCCUGACUGAUCGGAACAACAAACCGAACGGAGCAAGCGGGGAAAGAGUGUGUCCAAAACCGCCUCUGACCGCCACUUUCAAACUACAUCCAUGAAAUAGCUGCGAAUUUCAACUUUAACGCCACUGGAGUUCAUCUAAUUCGUCAAAAAGUGCUCAUAAAUAAUCCGGGGACGUCCCUGACAACCGGGUGUAUGAGACCGUUGUCCUGUGUGUAUGAAGACAAAGCCCUUGACAAGUUGAAGUGGACCAGAAGAUGUUAAAGAAAUGAUAGCUGCACCGGAGUUACACACAGAGUUUCAUUUCGCUCAGGACACUGACACACGGUUCUCAUCAGACACUGAUUUUGAUGAUCCCGAUGGUCGAAAUGCUGUUAUUGGUAAAGGGAAGGCGAGGAAAGGUAAGAAGGGCCCUGGAGAGAAGGGCAAAGGAGUGGCGAAAGGAGCCGGGCGCAUGAACGGACAUCACCAGGAGAAUGGCAUGGAAAAUGUCAUGCUUUUCGAAGUGGUCAGGCUGGGCAAGAGUGCCAUGCAGUCGGUCGUUGACGACUGGAUCGAGGCCUAUAAACACGAUAGAGAUGUUGCGCUCCUCGAUUUGAUCAAUUUCUUCAUCCAGUGCUCUGGCUGCAAAGGCAUUAUCACGAGUGAGAUGUUUCGGAACAUGCAGAACUCCGAGAUCAUCCGGAAGAUGACUGAAGAGUUUGAUGAGGACAGUGGAGAUUACCCGCUCACCAUGGCCGGUCCACAGUGGAAGAAGUUCAAGUCUAGUUUUUGCGAGUUCAUCGGUGUGCUGGUACGACAGUGUCAGUACAGCAUCAUCUAUGACGAGUACAUGAUGGACACGGUCAUCUCGCUACUCACCGGUCUCUCUGACUCUCAAGUCCGAGCUUUCAGACACACUAGCACACUGGCAGCCAUGAAGCUGAUGACGGCCCUCGUGAAUGUAGCAUUGAACCUCAGCAUCAACAUGGACAACACUCAGCGGCAGUAUGAGGCGGAGAGGAACAAGAUGAUCGGCAAGAGGGCCAACGACAGGCUAGAGCUUCUCCUUCAGAAACGCAAGGAGUUACAAGAAAAUCAGGAUGAAAUUGAAAACAUGAUGAACGCCAUUUUCAAGGGUGUCUUUGUUCAUCGAUAUCGCGAUGCGAUAGCAGAGAUCCGGGCGAUCUGCAUUGAGGAGAUUGGUGUGUGGAUGAAAAUGUACAGCGAUGCUUUUCUUAAUGACAGUUAUCUUAAAUAUGUGGGCUGGACCAUGCAUGACAAGCAAGGUGAGGUGCGUCUCAAGUGUCUGACGGCACUGCAGGGUCUGUACUAUAACCGUGAGCUCAAUGCCAAGCUGGAGCUCUUCACCAGCCGCUUCAAGGACCGCAUUGUGUCCAUGACGCUGGACAAGGAAUAUGACGUUGCAGUUCAAGCAAUAAAACUGCUCACGUUGGUUUUACAUAGCAGCGAUGAAGUAUUGACUGCAGAGGACUGUGAAAGUGUGUACCAUCUAGUGUACUCGGCCCACCGACCUGUCGCUGUGGCAGCGGGAGAGUUUCUCUUUAAGAAACUGUUUAGUCAUCGAGACCCAGAGGACGACAGCAUGCCCAAGAGACGAGGCAGACAGAGUGUGAAUGCCAAUCUUAUCAAAACCACUGUCUUUUUCUUCCUGGAAAGCGAGCUUCACGAGCAUGCUGCCUACCUAGUGGACAGCAUGUGGGAUUGUGCAGCAGAGAUCUUGAAGGACUGGGAGUGCAUGAUCAGUCUACUUCUGGAUGAGCCACUUCCUGGAGAGGAAGCUCUGACAGACAGGCAGGAGACGGCUCUCAUAGAGAUCAUGCUGUGCACCAUCCGUCAGGCUGCAGAGUGCCAUCCGCCAGUGGGCAGAGGCACGGGCAAGAGGGUUCUGACGGCAAAGGAGAAGAAAACUCAGCUUGAUGACCGGACGAGGAUGACAGAGAUCUUUGCGAUAGCACUGCCAGCUUUACUUGCAAAGUAUUCUGUUGAUGCCGAGAAAUUGACAAACCUGCUCCAGCUUCCCCAGUUCUUUGAUCUGGAGAUCUACACCACAGGCCGUUUGGAAAAGCACCUGGAUUCAUUGUUAAGACAAAUCAGAGAGAUUGUGGAGAAGCACACAGACACGGAUGUGCUGGAGGCCUGCUCCAAAACCUACCACUCGCUCUGCAACGAGGAGUUCACCAUCUUUAAUCGGGUGGAUAUCGCCCGCAGCCAGCUCCUGGAUGAAUUAGUGGACAAGUUUAACAGGCUUCUGGAGGACUUCCUGCAGGAGGGUGAAGAAACAGAUGAAGAUGAUGCUUACCAAGUUCUGUCCACACUGAAGAGGAUCACUGCUUUCCACAAUGCUCAUGACCUGUCUAAAUGGGAUAUCUUUACCAGCAAUUACAAGUUACUAAACACUGGUAUUGAAAACGGUGACAUGCCCGAGCAGAUUGUCAUCCACGCUCUGCAAUGCACACAUUACGUCAUUCUCUGGCACUUAGCGAAGGUCUCCGAGGGGACUUCUAAAAAGGAGGAUAUGUUGACUUUGAGGAAGCAAAUGAGGGCAUUUUGUCUCAUGUGCCUGCGUUACCUAACAAGCGUCAACACUGCCGUCAAAGAACAGGCCUUUACCAUCCUCUGUGAUCUGCUGAUGAUCUUCAGUCAUCAGAUAAUGGCAGGUGGUAGAGAAGCCCUAGAGCCCCUAGUGUACACACCCGAUGCGUCUCUGCAGUCCGAGCUUCUCAGUUUCAUUCUGGACCACGUAUUUAUUGACCAGGAUGAAGACAACAACAGCACAGAUGGACAGCAGGAUGAUGAAGCAGGAAAAAUCGAAGCUUUGCACAAGAGGCGAAACCUUUUGGCGGCGUACUGCAAACUCAUUAUUUACAAUGUGGUUGAGAUGAACACUGGUGCAGAUAUAUUUAAGCAGUAUAUGAGGUAUUACAAUGACUAUGGUGAUAUCAUCAAGGAAACAAUGAGUAAGACGAGACAGAUCGACAAAAUCCAGUGUGCCAAGACCCUCAUUUUGAGCUUACAGCAGCUAUUCAAUGAAAUGCUAUCAGAUCUGGGUCCCAGCUUUGACCGUUCAGCCUCGGCUUUUUGUGGCAUUAAAGAGCUCGCUCGCCGUUUCUCUCUGACCUUCGGCCUGGAUCAGGUCAAGACCAGAGAGGCCAUCGCCAUGUUACACAAGGAUGGUAUCGAGUUUGCCUUUAAAGAGCCGAAUCCUCAAGGUGAGGGAUAUCCUCCCCUCAACCUGGCAUUUUUGGACAUUCUCAGCGAGUUCUCAUCCAAACUCAUGCGUCAGGACAAGCGGACCGUGCACAUGUAUUUGGAGCGCUUCAUGACAUUUCAGAUGGCCCUGCAGAGGGAGGACUGCUGGCUGCCGCUCAUCUCCUAUAGGAACUCACUGCAGGCAGGGGGUGAUGAUGACACCAUGUCCGUGAUCAGUGGCAUCAGCAGUCGCAGCUCCUCUGUCAGGAGCAAAAAGGCUAAGCCUGCCACUAGCAAGAGAAAAGUACCUGAAGAGGAGAGCAGCAGUAGCAGCACUGAGAUGUGGAUGAACCGUGAGCAGAGCAUGCAGACGCCGGUCAUGAUGCCAUCACCUCACCUCACGUCCACCAUCAUGAGAGAACCCAAACGCCUGCGGCACGAAGAGAGCUACAUGGGUGUGUACACCAUGACUCCUGAUCAGCAGCAGCAGCAUUCGCACCCUCCCACUCCACAGCCACAACAUCACCAGACACCCAUGGACUACAACACACAAGUCACUUGGAUGCUAGCACAGAGACAGCAGCAAGAGGAGGUGGCCAGGCAGCAUCAGGAGAGAGUUAUGAACUACGCCAAAUUAAGGACCAACCUUCAGCAUGCCAUUCGACGAGGGACGGGCCUAAUGGAAGAUGAUGAAGAGCCCAUUGUGGAAGAUGUCAUGAUGUCAUCAGAAGGCCGGAUCGAGGAUCUCAAUGAAGGGAUGGACUUUGACACCAUGGAUAUUGAUCUGCCCCCAUCGAAGAAUCGACGAGAGCGAUCAGAACUGAAGCCCGACUUUUUCGACCCAUCCUCCAUUAUGGAUGAGUCUGUAAGAAGCACUCAUUUCCUGGGUUAUGAUGCUUUUCAGCGGUAAUAGGGACUCGUUCACUCCACCUAUAAGGAGGUGAAAGAGAGACCACCACUAGAUGGCACUAGCAGGAGUGAUUUCACAUAGUUGAAUUGCCCUUGUGCUAAAGAAAAUAGAAAGAGAGAGAGAGAGAGAGAGAGGGAGAGCAUAAUACUUCUAAUCAGACCCAUCUGGACUGAUGAUUAAAUUUAAACAUCUUAUAAGUAACCUUAAACACUGAACUGAAUUUGAACAUUUUCUCUUGUAGGUCCUGGGAGUGCCCAUGUUUUAAGAUUAGAAUUGGAGGAGUGUGAAGAGAAGAGACAUUUUGUGUGAAUUCAGAUUGAUUCUCUAAAGAGAAUUAAAUUCAAUGGAGCGAUUGGCAUCCAAAUCGGCUUUUACCAUUGACACUUGCUAAAACAGAAAGGAAAACGGAGCAAUUCAAAGUCUUUGGGCUUUCCAUGAUGGGUAGAUACUGAACAGCAUGAAAUCUCUGACUGUCCUUAGCCAUACAAGAGUAUGUUAUAUAAAUAACUGCGAAAUAAUUAUAUAUAUGUAUAUUUAUAUAUGCAUAAUUAUUUCACAGCUUAACGUCAUUAUGUUUGAAGAAACAUAUGUGAGAUCUCUUAGAGUUGUGGUAUUUCUUGAAACUGGGGUGAAUGCAUCUUUUUUAACUUAAAGACAACUUUGUUAUGUAUAGCCCUUUUGUAAUAGUGAGUAAUCUGGUGUAAAGUAGUAAUUUAUAAGCAGGUUUUUGCUCAUCAUAGUGAGUAUUGAUAUAUUUUAUUCUUCUUAUCUAAUAUGUGAAAUGGAGGAGAACCUCCAUGUCUUUAUAUUUAGUAUUUAGUUUCCCUUUCGUCCUAUCUUAAAAAUCAUGACAUACAAUAUAAAGCUUAAACACACUGAGCCAGAUUUGUUAGUGCACGUGGUGCAUGUGUAAAGAUUUGGGUGAUUUUAGCGACAUGAUCAGUGAUUGGUGUAUGCUAAAUACUUUAACCAUUCAGUGUCCCUGUUGCUUUUGUUGCACCAUCAAAAUCAUUGUUCGUGCCAACUGCUCUAGUAAAUCCAGGCACUUAGGCUCCCAGUCACUCUGUGGAGAUGCACAGAAAGACUUUAAUUCUUCCACUGAGUCACAAGGCCUAUCCAAAGAAUAUCUGCUCGCUUGACCCCUCUAAAAUCUUAUGAUCAAGAAGAAAUCUCUCCAGUAGUGCCAUUGUGUUGUGUCUGAUAAAACCAGAAGUUAGCGUAGUAUGUCUGAUGGAGAUUUUCUUCUCCUGAAUUAGAGCUAUGUAGACAUCUACAUUUAAACAAAGUUAUAUAUAAAUAUAUAAAUUGGUGCUGAUUUUAUAACUGUGCUUUUAGGUUUUUUUUAAACUCCAAGUAAGAGUUGAAAGGUUUUGGAAAUGUAUAACAUCAUGUCUAAAGAUGAAAGUGUGUAGCCAUGCAGCAAGUAAAGUUUUUAAAUAUUUUAUAUUUUUCCCUCUUUUAUUGUGUGCAUUGUUUGGAUUUUUUCAGUCUUGAAAGUUUUUUGUUUUCGCCUUAUUCCUUGUUGUAAAUUAGUUUGGUUUAAAUUCAUGGACAGAAUUAUUUCCCAAUAUGAAAUAUUCAAUAUGUAACACAACAUAACAUCCUAAGAGAUCAUAAAUGUUACAGCAUUGAAUUUGGCAGCUUUGUGAAGCUUAACUAAUACAUUAAUUUAUAUUACAGACAUGUACAUUUGUCUGGGGUUUCAUUUUUAAUCAUUCCUUGUCUUGGCCUUAAAACAUUUUGUUUUUUAAAUGAGAAACAAAAGGUGGUUGUCCAACAGAAAUCUUCCAUGUUUAAAAGUGUAUGUGAGGUACAUUGGAAAGGUAUCAGAAAAGGAAGAAUAUAUUCUGAAAUGGCAUGAGUGUAAUUAUUUAAAAGAAGGUGUGCAGACAGAUUUUGCAAGUAAAUGCCUUCGGGCCAAAACUGUCUUCUGUUCCUCACCACUACAUUAAAACUGCUGAAUAGAUUGUGUAAAUAUACAUGCAUUUAAACGUAAAGCUUAAUUUUCUAGUGCUUUUUCUGUUAACAUUUAAGCAUAUUAUCACCUUUCCCUGCUCAGAGAUAUAAACUCAUGCAUAACCGUUUCCUGUCCUCUGUUAUCCACUGUAAUGUUUCUGAUUUGUAUCUGUCUGGAGACAGUAAGUUUUUAAAUAAAAGUAAACAAAUCA
Paramisgurnus dabryanus is the source of this 6273-nucleotide messenger RNA. RefSeq names its product STAG2 cohesin complex component b (gene stag2b). The record is from RefSeq and is a predicted model, not a curated record. Gene Ontology annotation, molecular function: chromatin binding. Gene Ontology annotation, cellular component: cohesin complex; chromatin; nucleus. Lineage: Eukaryota; Metazoa; Chordata; Actinopteri; Cypriniformes; Cobitidae. Gene Ontology annotation, biological process: sister chromatid cohesion.